Messenger RNA from Xyrauchen texanus (razorback sucker), 2002 nucleotides. Its product is annotated as serine/threonine-protein phosphatase 4 catalytic subunit B. NCBI's taxonomy places the organism in Eukaryota, Metazoa, Chordata, Actinopteri, Cypriniformes, Catostomidae. Gene Ontology annotation, molecular function: protein serine/threonine phosphatase activity. The record is from RefSeq and is a predicted model, not a curated record. Bases 324 to 1247 code for a protein of 307 amino acids. Gene Ontology annotation, cellular component: nucleus; cytoplasm. Gene Ontology annotation, biological process: peptidyl-serine dephosphorylation; double-strand break repair via homologous recombination. The transcript has 9 exons.
GCUUUCCAAGAGAGAGGCGCUCGACGCCGGUAGAGGGUGGUGGGUAAAAAGACCGACGAACCGGGUGGAAGACCUGAAAAACGAACUGGCGUUAUCCUCUUUAGAUAAAUCAAAAUUUCGUCGGCCUUUCUGGAGCGAUUAAAGGUUUCCGUUCCCAGACCCACCCCGUCACCCCUCUUCAUCUGGUGUGAUUGUGUCUGCCUGUGUUUGUUUGAAGGAGUGUGCACUUGUGUCUGUCUUUGGACGGCACGGAGAGAGAUUGUUAAUACAGUAUUAGCUAUAUUCACUGGCUUCACGUGGAGGCACCCUAUCUGCAAUCCACCAUGGGUGACAUGAGUGAUCUGGACAGACAGAUCGACCAGCUGAGGAGAUGUGAACUCAUCAAGGAAAAUGAGGUCAAAGCCCUGUGUGCCAAAGCCAGAGAGAUUCUAGUAGAAGAGAGUAAUGUACAGAGAGUGGACUCUCCAGUAACCGUGUGCGGUGACAUCCAUGGGCAGUUUUAUGACUUAAAGGAGUUGUUCAGAGUUGGAGGAGAUGUUCCAGAAACAAACUACCUCUUCAUGGGAGAUUUUGUGGACCGAGGCUUCUACAGUGUGGAGACCUUUCUCUUACUUCUUGCACUUAAGGUGCGUUAUCCAGACAGAAUCACCCUGAUCCGGGGAAACCACGAGUCCAGACAGAUCACACAAGUAUAUGGCUUCUAUGACGAGUGUUUAAGAAAAUAUGGGUCAGUCACAGUAUGGAGGUACUGCACAGAGAUCUUCGACUACCUGUCGCUCUCCGCCAUCAUUGACGGCAAAAUCUUCUGUGUACACGGAGGCCUCUCGCCCUCAAUCCAGACUCUGGACCAGAUCAGAACCAUUGACCGGAAGCAGGAAGUGCCUCAUGAUGGACCCAUGUGUGAUCUUUUGUGGUCUGAUCCUGAAGACACCACAGGUUGGGGCGUUAGCCCAAGAGGCGCUGGCUAUCUGUUUGGUAGUGAUGUUGUGGCCCAGUUUAAUGCCGCCAAUGACAUCGACAUGAUUUGUAGAGCACACCAGCUUGUCAUGGAAGGAUAUAAGUGGCACUUCAACGAGACUGUUCUCACUGUGUGGUCUGCUCCAAAUUACUGCUACAGAUGUGGUAAUGUGGCUGCAAUCUUGGAGCUGGACGAGCACCUGCAGAAAGAAUUCAUAAUAUUUGAAGCUGCUCCACAAGAAACCAGAGGCAUUCCCUCCAAAAAGCCAGUUGCUGACUACUUCCUAUGAGCUUCCUGUGUCCUUAGGAUGCAAGCACUCUCAACAGGAAGUGGUUCCCUGUGUGUCCUUGUAUUUCUGUUUCUUGUUUCUUUCCUUGCCCAACUGUCUUAAUUUUUUUUUUACUUUGUGUUCUGAUUUUUUUUUUUUACCUUCCAUCUACUUUUAUCACAUUCUCUCUUUUUGCCAUCAAGACACACUUGACGUUAUAUUCUCAUAUACUGCUGUGAAAUCUCUUGCUCUCCAACUCAGUGUAUUCUGUAGAUGUAGACAUUUAUUAUGUACGUGAAUAGCAGUAGGGAAAGUGGAACAAAGCACACUUGAGGGUGUUGCUGCUGGCAAGACAUAGCAUUUCACAUGUUCCUCAGAAAGCUGUGUUUUUAACUGCAGAUUAAAACAGUAUGUCAGACAUUGCAUUAUUGUUGUUAUUAUUAUUAUUUUCAUUUUCUUUUCUCAUGGAAGUUUUAAAUGUAUCAGAGAAUGCAUAUGGCAUAUUUCCUGAUUUGAUUAUAGUUUACAAUCCUCUUUCACCUGAGUCAUAGAUUCACCGCAUUGGAGUUUUGUGAAGCCUGGACACAUUGGAGCCUGACACAGCAGUAAUGUACAUGGACAUUUACAACACUGGAAAACAUCUAAACACAACACACCCACUGAACUGGAUAUAGAAAAUGUGCUUUUCCCCCCUUGACUGUUCUGUCUUUAGGACUUAAUGUUGAUUUUCUUCUUUUUUUUUUUUAUUUGUGAAAAUAAAAUGUACUUUUGUAUGA